GAGCCCUCGCCCACAUACGAGGUGACAGAAAAAGGGAAAGCACAAACAGCCAAAAUCGAUGGUACUUCACUGGAUCUGGAAGUCGAUUCAGAUGACUUUGAUGACCUAGAAGAUGUUGAUAUGGACCUUCUUGACGAAGCAAACCAGAAUGGCGACAGAGGCAACGAAACACUUACUUUCUCCAUCAAUAAUGGAGACAAAGAAAGAAGUGAAGCUAGGAAGAAGCGUACGUUUGUUCCCAUACUGAAGCAAGAGCGGAUAAUGCGCAAGCUCAUUCAUAAAUUAGUCCUCUUCUCCAUGAUUUGUCAUGGGGCCAUACGAAACAGGUGGUGUGGCGAUAGGCGGCUUUUGGACAUGCUCAAAAAGACUGUUUCGGCCGAAAUCGCGAGCUUGUUUCACCAGGAUAACGCAGAUGUAUUGAGUGUUGUGAAGGCAAAGAGGUUUGUCGAUGGCUUGCGGAAGCUACUGACGGUCUUUUCUAGAAAGUUCAAGGUCACAUCUCCCGGGAUUCAGCGGAGAGAUUGGAGCUCGACUGGAAAUACCACCGAAGAAAAAGAUAGAAUCAUGUCUUUUGAAAGAUUCAUGAAAUGUGUCAAAACAUUCCAUGGGUCUCGUGAUGUUGGCGCCCAGGCUUUUGUUGCGGUCCUUCGGUCCAUGGGUGUGAAUGCACGCUUGGUAUUCUCGGUUCAAGUUCCGGAUUACAGAUCCAUUCGACCAGUGAAAGAUGGAUCCAAUCAGAAAGGAGAAAAAGAGAACCCGAUAAGAGAAACAAACAAGCCUAAAUCUGAGUUCGAUCCCGUGGAAAACCCAAAUUAUCCUGUCUUUUGGAUAGAAGUGUGGAACAAAUACUCAAGGAAAUGGAUCACGGUGGACCCAAUUGUUUUCAAAGUUGUUGAAGUCAUGCCUAUGCGACGGAAGUGCAAAUUUGAUGCACCAGCAGCAGAGGAGUCCCACCAGACGUGGUAUGUGAUUGCUUACGACGAGCGCAAUGUCAUCAAGGAUGUAACACGACGGUACACUCAGUUUUACAAUGCGAAAACAGUCAAGAAGCGUAUUGGAUUUGCGUCUGACGAAGAUGCACAUUGGUACAGCCGGGUUCUUCGAUCCAUAGGCAAACAGAAAGGGUCUAUAUCGCAAGCGGAGGCGAUGGAAUUGAAGGAGUUUCAUGAUCGACACGUGUGUGAGGGAACGCCAAAUAAUAUGGCCGACUUUAAAAACCACCCUGUGUACGCUUUAGAGCCCCAGCUAAGACAGGACGAGAUAAUCUAUCCCAAUGACGAGACCAGCAAAUGCGGCACUUUCCGCUCGUCAAACAAAAGCAGUAUUAUGCCCGUCUACAAGAGAUCCUGUGUGCACAAGCUCAAAACGCCUAAGGCUUGGCAUAUGAGUGGUAGGGUGUUGAAAGUUGGGGCGCAGCCCCUAAAAACGAAAAAGGCCCAUAUUCUACUUUACGCUGAAUUUCAGACAGAGCUUUAUAUACCACCUCCAAUCAUCGAUGGGAAAAUCACCAAGAAUGCAUACGGAAACGUGGAAAUCUUCAGGCCUACAAUGGUACCCGAAAACGGAGUUCUCUUGAAAAUCACACGUGACGUGUCCAUGAAGAUGCUCGAAAAUGCAGCUCGCUGGGUCUUAAACAUAGACUACGCCAAAGCGAUUGUGUCUUUCGAGUUCGGAAAAGCCCUGAAAAAUAAAAGGGCGCCCACAGCGAAGGAGGGAGGGAUACUCAUCGACGCGCAGUACAAGGAGGCGAUGUUGGCGGUGUUAGAUGGACUUAGGGAACAGGAGGAACAGGAGAAGAGAGAAGCAGUUGAGCUCAACGCAUUGAGAAGUUGGAACUUCUUCAUGAAAAAGCUUCAAAUCGUCAGCAGAUUGGAUAGAAGCCACGGAAAAGUAACACAUAGUGGAGAAGAUGCAGACAUUCCACUAGAAAAAGAAGAGAUACACAAGGAGGAUGAAGAAGAAGAAGACGAGGAAGGGUACUUCAAGAAGUCCGAGGCAUCCGAAGAAGGUGGAUUUCUACUAGAGGACACUAAGAAUGAAGAUCUUGCGAUUAACGUUUCGACUGAGGGUAUGAUGGAC
Metschnikowia bicuspidata var. bicuspidata NRRL YB-4993 is the source of this 2079-nucleotide messenger RNA. RefSeq lists its product as uncharacterized. The record is from RefSeq and is a predicted model, not a curated record. Gene Ontology annotation, biological process: nucleotide-excision repair; mismatch repair. Gene Ontology annotation, molecular function: single-stranded DNA binding; damaged DNA binding. Lineage: Eukaryota; Fungi; Ascomycota; Pichiomycetes; Serinales; Metschnikowiaceae. The transcript has 4 exons. The annotation marks the transcript as partial. Gene Ontology annotation, cellular component: nucleotide-excision repair factor 2 complex; XPC complex; cytoplasm.